Anopheles maculipalpis is the source of this 540-nucleotide messenger RNA. It is a transcript of the gene Pldn, whose product is annotated as biogenesis of lysosome-related organelles complex 1 subunit 6. Gene Ontology annotation, cellular component: BLOC-1 complex; extrinsic component of membrane; transport vesicle. The record is from RefSeq and is a predicted model, not a curated record. NCBI's taxonomy places the organism in Eukaryota, Metazoa, Arthropoda, Insecta, Diptera, Culicidae. The coding region runs from base 109 to 534 and encodes 141 amino acids. The transcript is spliced from 5 exons. Gene Ontology annotation, biological process: intracellular transport.
CACAAAAACUCGCGUCCUGCAUUCCGAUAAUUGUGCGAUCUUUCGCGUGUUAUCGCUCGAACAGAAGCACAAUUACGACAUUCCAAAACACCCACCACACAACCCGCCAUGUCUGAGGAAGCCUCCGACAGCGAAAGCCAGGACAUUCAGGAGCACAACGAAACGGUCCGGGCACUAUCGGCCGGAUUGCUACAGAUCUACGAGCCUAAGUUAAAGGAGGUGAAGGAAAACUUGAAGGAGCUAAUAAAUAAACAAAAUGAUCUACAAAUUGCGAUGACCAGUGAAAAGAAUGCUUUCGCCAGCCGGCAGAUACAGGAAGUGAACGAAAUGGUGCUGAAAACCAAAGCGUACAAAGAUAAGGUUACGCGCAUAAAGAUGCAGAUGCACCAAAUACACCAACGAACAAAGAACCUCAGGGCAAAAGCGUUGGAAAUCCAGGAACUGAAAGUGAACCAAUGUGCAACGAAGCUGCAACAGUUGCACUACGAAGAAUCGCUGGUGGCUAACAGUAAAAGAACGCCACGAAAAUCUUAAUCCCGC